This is a messenger RNA of Paramecium octaurelia, 819 nucleotides long. The record is from the annotation of a GenBank genome assembly. Lineage: Eukaryota; Ciliophora; Oligohymenophorea; Peniculida; Parameciidae.
AAGCAAUUAUAGCAAUUAUUCUUUUUGUUUUAAGUAAAAGUAAAGAGGAAAAAUAAUAAGAAUAAACAGGAUAACCAUAGUAAAUAAUCACUUUAGUUAUGUUUAGUGAAUCAGAAAAGAUGAUUUAAAUGUUAUGUUGAGAAAUAAUGCAAAUGAAUCAUAUGAAGCAGAUGAUGAUAAGUAUUAAAGAAUUGCAAAUUGGAGAAAUGAUAAAGGAUUACAGGAUAAUUAAUCAAUGUUGUAAAAAAAUAUGCUAACAAAUUUAUCAGAGAUGAAGAUAUGUACAUUAGAUCUGGAAAUAGAGAAGGACAAUUCUUAAAGUAAUUAAAUAAGGCUGAUCCAAAUAAUAAAAAGCAUAUUAUCAUCUCAAAAAUGCAAUAUCAUUCAUGCUGAUAUCAAGGCAUAUAAUAUAUUAAUAUCAGCGGAUACCAAAUUGUUGAAAUUAUUCGAUUUUGGUACUGCUUUCAAUGUUGAGUAUCUUGUAAAUAGAUAUUAUCGUGCCUCUCAAAUUAUAUUGGUUACCCUUAAGAUACUACAUUAAUGUUUGGGCCACAGCACACAUUGUUUGAAUAGUGUACAGGGUAAUUCUUGUUCUCUAGAGGCAAUAAUAAGGACAAGUUGAAAUAGCAUCUAUUAAACACAGGGAAGUUCUCUAUGAAAAUGUUGAAACGAUCUAUUUUAACCUCAAAACAUAUUUGAUUAUCAUCUUAAAUUUAAGUGCAGGGAAAUCGAUCUUAUCACUAAUCAAGUAACUUUUAAGGCAGUGAUAUUGGGGGAUAAGCCUAAAAAGACUAUUGAGACUCUUUUUGAAGAAUAAGG